Molecule: messenger RNA, 4211 nt
Organism: Talpa occidentalis (Iberian mole)
Lineage: Eukaryota; Metazoa; Chordata; Mammalia; Eulipotyphla; Talpidae
Gene: KCNA3
Product: potassium voltage-gated channel subfamily A member 3
Exons: 3
Coding region: 108-1823 (571 amino acids)
Biological process (GO): protein homooligomerization; potassium ion transmembrane transport
Cellular component (GO): axon; voltage-gated potassium channel complex; membrane
Molecular function (GO): protein binding; delayed rectifier potassium channel activity
Source: RefSeq, a predicted model, not a curated record
GGACGGAGCCUCGCGGCGGCGGCGCCGGCUGCGGCGCGGCAGCAACAGGCGGGCGGGCGGGCGCGCGCGGAGGGGCCGCCACCCCGCGCCGUCGCCGCGCGCCGCGCAUGGACGAGCAGCUCAGCCUCCUGCGCUCGCCGCCGCCGCCCGCCGCCCGCCACCGCGCCCACCCUGCGCACGAGCCGGCGCGCGGCGGCGGCGCCCACACCCCGCUGCACCCCGGCCGCGCCGAGCCCGCCGCGGGCCCCGCGCAGCCGCCGCCGCCCCCCGACAUGACGGUGGUGCCCGGGGACCACCUGCUGGAGCCGGACGCGGCGGGCGCCGGCGGGGACCCGCCCCAGGGCGACCGCUACGAGCCGCUGCCGCCCGCGCUGCCCGCCGCCGGCGAGCAGGGCUGCUGCGGGGAGCGCGUGGUCAUCAACAUCUCGGGGCUGCGCUUCGAGACGCAGCUCAAGACCCUGUGCCAGUUCCCGGAGACGCUGCUGGGGGACCCCAAGCGCCGCAUGCGCUACUUCGACCCGCUCCGCAACGAGUACUUCUUCGACCGCAACCGGCCCAGCUUCGACGCCAUCCUCUACUACUACCAGUCGGGGGGGCGCAUCCGCCGGCCGGUCAACGUGCCCAUCGACAUCUUCUCCGAGGAGAUCCGCUUCUACCAGCUGGGCGAGGAGGCCAUGGAGAAGUUCCGCGAGGACGAGGGCUUCCUGCGCGAGGAGGAGCGGCCGCUGCCCCGCCGCGACUUCCAGCGCCAGGUGUGGCUGCUCUUCGAGUACCCCGAGAGCUCCGGGCCGGCGCGGGGCAUCGCCAUCGUGUCGGUGCUGGUCAUCCUCAUCUCCAUCGUCAUCUUCUGCCUGGAGACGCUGCCCGAGUUCCGCGACGAGAAGGAGUACCCGGCCUCGACGGCGCAGGACCUGCCCGAGGCGCCCGGCAACGGCACGUCGGGGCCCCCCGCGGGCGCGUCCAGCUUCUCCGACCCCUUCUUCGUGGUGGAGACCCUGUGCAUCAUCUGGUUCUCCUUCGAGCUGCUCGUGCGCUUCUUCGCGUGCCCCAGCAAAGCCACCUUCUCGCGCAACAUCAUGAACCUGAUCGACAUCGUGGCCAUCAUCCCUUACUUCAUCACGCUGGGCACCGAGCUGGCCGAGCGCCAGGGGAAUGGCCAGCAGGCCAUGUCCCUCGCCAUCCUGAGGGUCAUCCGCCUGGUGAGGGUGUUCCGCAUCUUCAAGCUCUCCCGCCACUCCAAGGGGCUGCAGAUCCUGGGGCAGACCCUGAAGGCGUCCAUGCGGGAGCUGGGGCUGCUCAUCUUCUUCCUCUUCAUCGGGGUCAUCCUGUUCUCCAGCGCCGUCUACUUCGCAGAGGCCGACGACCCCGCGUCGGGGUUCAGCAGCAUCCCCGACGCCUUCUGGUGGGCCGUGGUCACCAUGACGACGGUAGGGUACGGGGACAUGCACCCAGUGACCAUAGGGGGCAAGAUUGUGGGGUCGCUCUGCGCCAUCGCUGGGGUCUUGACCAUCGCUCUGCCGGUCCCUGUGAUUGUUUCCAACUUCAAUUACUUCUACCACCGGGAGACCGAGGGGGAAGAGCAAGCCCAGUACAUGCACGUGGGGAGCUGCCAGCACCUGUCCUCGUCCGCGGAGGAGCUCCGGAAAGCCAGGAGCAACUCCACGCUGAGUAAGUCGGAGUAUAUGGUCAUCGAGGAGGGAGGUAUGAACCAUAGCACUUUCCCCCAGACCCCCUUCAAAACGGGCAAUUCUACUGCCACCUGCACCACGAACAAUAAUCCCAACUCCUGUGUCAACAUCAAAAAGAUAUUCACUGACGUUUAAUCUAUGGUACAAGUGACAUGCUGUGCUCGGUAGUGUGUGGAACGUGCCCCCUUGGUCUGCGUAUGCCCUUGUUUUAUACAUUUCCAGACCAUUCAUCCAGGAAAGGACAGCAAGAAGUGGAAUGCACACUUCAUUCGCCCUCUCCCUACUGCUUCAUACUGAAACAGGUGUCUGUUUUGCAAGCGGGCUGCAUUCUCUCAGCUCUCCCUUUUAUUUUAUUUUUUCCUUCCUCUCAAGCUUGCAAACAAAAAAAACUUGACUUUAAACUUGACUUCUAGUACACACCCUACUUAAAAAGCAACACCGACAACUGGGUACAUCCUGGGAGGAAAUGAAACAGAAGAACCGGUAGAGUCACUGUUUGAACUGUUUAACCUCAAAAGCAAAGGCAGUUGUUUACUGAGUAAAGCAGGCCCGUCCUUCACACUUGGGUCUGAUGGGCCCUUCAGCAUCAUUGCAUGUUGAGUUCUGUUGCCUACACUGUGGAUAUGUGGAUGAAAAGUCUCGUUAGAGCAAUGACUUGUAAACCCGCCUUGAGUUUAUUUGGUUUUUGACUGGACUUUCUAUUUGGAACCCCCUUCCCAAAUUUUUAAGGCUCUCUACUACAACGUGGAGCCAAGGGGAACGCCCAGGAUGUUCUGAACUGACUAAUUAUUUUAACUCUUUGGGGCUUGUUAAGCAUUUUGAAAGUAUCAGACUAACAGAUUUCCUGCGAAGUUCUUUGUGUGUGUUCCAGCCAACAUCUCUCAAAGUCUAGAAACAGGUGUUUGCAGUGCUGCUGACCGAAACAAACCAACCAACAAACAAAUUCCUAAUGCAUCUGAGAGAUAAGCUUCUGCAGUAUCAUAAGAAGAUUAAAGUGGCAGACACUCCUUCCAGCGGAAGUUACUAAUUCGGACCUGACUGAUGCAGUUCCCAUAGCAACCCAUGUUUCCUGGGAAACCCGAAAAAGGUUGUCAUGGCAUCUCCUGCUCUCUAGCCCCACCCCCUAGCCCCUGCCGUUUCCACAGUAACCUUUCCAGAUGGUUCUUACUUACAUGAUUUCAUAAGGAGAAUCACUGUUUGAAUAAACCGCACAAAUAAAGUUAUGUCUGAGAAUCCAAGGUGGUGAAAUGAAUCACAAAACGCCUAUUUUUUUUUUUUAACUACAAAAGAUCAUUGAUCUCAUCCCAGAAUGACUGAGUCGAGAAGGAAAAUUCGUCUUUGGAAUGUUAGCUAUACACCACAAUCAGGUAUGAUUUGAAUUAAAUGCCAGUAAUCAGGCAAUGAUUUUAAAAGAUGCUUCUCUGCUGUUUUAUUUCUCUAAGAAGUUUCAAACCAACAAAUGAAAUUUCACAACACAGUGUUCUGUACACAACCAAACGAGAGCGUCCAUCAGUGUACCUGGGAACUUACUACAAGGACCUUCAGGCUUCCUCUUAAAAAAAAAAAAAUCCAAGUCUCACCACAGCACUGUCACCAUCACAGCACUUGAAAAGCUAAAUAAACUUGAAAAAUAUACAGGAUGCACGUUUUUAACUGAGGGAAUUGCAGACAAUCAAUAAAAAGGAGGGACAGGAAGGAACCAAAUCAUGGGGGAAAUACCCUCACGUUUCAGCCCUAUGGCAGGGGUUGCCGGAAGACAGACAGAAUCAGAAGUUCCAAGUCCUUCCCACCUCUCAACUGUGAACAGAAGUGAUAACCCCUCCCACUAAGAAAUCCAAAGAAGCACAUGUGCCCCCACCCAGUCUGAAGACUUAAGGAAACACUGUGAGAAAGAGAUCCCUGAAGAUCCCACAGAAAGCACUGUGGAGCUGUACAUACCGGUAGGAGGCGCGCUUUUAAAUUGCCCUGAUGAAGAACAGUCUCAGUUUUGCUGAUGGCGGUGACACGGUGGUCUGCAUGCACAUAUUUUGUUUCAGUUGACAUUAAAUAACAUGUCUUUAAUAAAUGCUUCAUAGAAAGGAGACAGCUCUGAAACUGGAGGAUUCUCUUCUAAUUGUGUGCAAUAUAAGAGAUAUCGAUCAAGAGCUAAAGAAGAACAUUAAAAAUACUAAGGUAUCAUUUUAACCUUUUGACAUUUUGAUGAUAUCGAAUCAUUCAAAAAUCAGUACCACUGAUAAAGAAAACCUGUUUGUUUCUAGCAAGCCAACUAUUAUUGUUUUCUUCUUUCAGUUAUUUACUGUGGAGCCAUGAGAUAUUUUAAUGCUAUAGCCCAUGCUUUCCAUGUUCUGGAUUACGUGCAACUUUAUUUGUGAAGGUGUGUUUUGUACCAAAGUCUCAUACCUAGGUUAGCCUAUUUAUACGUAAAUAAGUGAAGUCUACACUGUGCCCAGAUGAAUGAUAUUAAAGACAGACUUGCCUAAAAGAAAUGUGCCUUGCUUGAUUAAGCAUUCUUUUAUUUUUUGA